UCAAACCAGUUGCCAAGUAUGUUGGCUAUGGGGCCAGGGGUUUGGGAUGCCUUCUGGUUUGGAACACUAAGGAUAUUGUAGCUGCUGAACACAUAAAUCCCAUGGCUUUGGUUAUAGUACAUGAAGGACAGUUAAAUGAUACCACUCUGGCUUAUGGUUUCAGCAAGAUGUUUGACUGGGGGUGGACUUGGAGAGCCAAAUUUCAGAGCCCAAAAACUUUUCUUAUGAGAUUUCCUAGUAAGGCCAAGCUGGUGGAGCUUAAAAACUUCAGCAAGUUCACCCUGCUUGGCAUAGGAGCUAUGGUGGAGGUUGAUUUUUGGAGUCCAGAUGAUAAAGCAAAAGGGAAACUUCACUCAGUUUGGAUUAAAAUGUGGGGAGUUCCUGACACUUUGAGACAUUACCUGGGUGCAUGUGAAAUUGGUUCAGCUCUGGGGCCAGUGGUUGAAGUGGAUGUAGAACACAUAUAUUCCAAGGAAGAAAUCAGGGUGAAAGUGGGAGUGAGAGACCUACACAAGAUCCCUGCUGGCACUGAAAUAACUACAAAAGACCUGCUACUUUAUGACAUUGGCUUUGAGUUUGAUGCUAUUGCAGAACAGGGGUGGUACAAGUUUGAUGAGGGAAAUAAAAGGAAAAUCUUUGAUUAUCUUGACCUAGAGAAUUCUAAAACACACAGAGAGAAUGAUAUGCAGAAAAAGAGCAAACAAUUUGAGUCUGGAAAAUCAAAUGUCAGUUUGGGGAGCUUGGGGUUGAAACAAUAUGAACAAGUGGUGCUCAAAACAGGUGACAUGACUAAAAAAAUUGAGAUAGCUAAGGAAAAGACAGAGGCAGUAAUAGUUAGAGACACUCAGGGUGAAGAAGAAAGUUUGAGGGUGAGAUUACAAAAGGCAGAGGAAUUAGCAGCCAGGCAGACUGCACAGCUUAUGUUGGAAGAAAAAAAGAGAAAAUAAAUGGAUAUCAUAAGGAAAACACUAGAAAAAGAGGUUCAGAGACAACAUGAACUGUUGCAAAUCAAUCUGAAAGUAAAUGAAGAGGUGAGGGGGUCACACUCAGGGGAAAAACACUGAAAAUGAAGAUGAGAGAGAGGAUACUAAGGAGGGAGCAGCAACAGAAGACAAGCAGGUGGAGGGGGAGGAAAUGACAGACCUUGAGCUGAUGGAUCAGACUGUUGGCCUGGGCUAUAUGGAGCCAGUGGAUUAUACUGCUAGCCAGGAAACUGAUUCCUUUGGAACAAAAGUUAAAAAAGCUAAGAAAGGAGAAUUGGAAUCACUAGAGGAUGAAGAACUAAGGAGAUGCACCAGAUUGAAAGGCAAAGAAGACCGCAAGAUCACUGAGCUAGCAAAAGAGAGAGUAGCUCAGAAGAACAAUUAUGACAAAUCCCGUAAGAAGUAAGAUGAUGGAGGCUGGAGUGAAACAAGUGGGUGAGGUGGCUGGAGAAGUGUUCAAAGCAGCUCAUGGAUGGCGUCUGAAGACUGGGAGAAUUCUGGGGUGAUCAGUGCCAACCUACCUCGGGACAAAAUUAUGAUGCUGCGAAGAACAACUGCUUCAACUACAAGCUUGCUCUCCUUGUUUUCUAGUCUGCCUUUGAUCUUUUAAUGUUGAGACAUUAAUAAUGAUGUAUGACUUUAAAAACAUGUUCCCUUACCAGGGCUGGGUCAAGCUUUGGAUCCUCCUGUAGGUUACUGCCUCGAGGAUA
This is a messenger RNA of Aegilops tauschii subsp. strangulata, 1693 nucleotides long. Lineage: Eukaryota; Viridiplantae; Streptophyta; Magnoliopsida; Poales; Poaceae. The record is from RefSeq and is a predicted model, not a curated record.